Molecule: messenger RNA, 1223 nt
Organism: Misgurnus anguillicaudatus (oriental weatherfish)
Lineage: Eukaryota; Metazoa; Chordata; Actinopteri; Cypriniformes; Cobitidae
Source: RefSeq, a predicted model, not a curated record
UUCAGAUAAAAAAAUUAGCAUUUUCUCUAGAAUAUGUCAUUUUAUUAUUUUAUCAUGAAAUAUGUUUAAAUACACACACAUUUGUUUCAGAAACUGCUGAGAAAGAGUGUGUUUUGUUGUGCUCUGAUUUGUAGUGCUCGGUUUUAGGCUCAGAGUGCCGCUGUUUGUCAACUUAGCACAGUCUGUAUUUUAACCCAUCCCAUCAUCCCAGGAUUUCAGUGAGAAGGAAAAAAAGAAAAAGCUUUCAUCUUGCUCAUUGCGUGGUCAGGAACGAAACGGAAUUGUUUUUCUUUGCCGGAUAAAAAUGAUUUGCAUUUAAAUUUUACCCCAAAUCGUCGAGACUGUUCUUUUAUUCUGUGUUUUUGUGUUCGGUGCUAUCUGUAAAGAUGUCUCGUAUCGUGAUAUGCCACUGCGUUUUGUUUCUCUUUGUCGUUAAUCGCUCAGCGCAAGGACAGGUCAGUUACUCUAUUCCAGAAGAAAUUCCUAAAGGCUCCAUUGUUGGAAAUAUUGCGCAGGACUUAGGGUUGGAUUUACAACGAUUGAAAUCAGGAAAAGGACGAAUAUUUACAGGAGACAGUACUGAAUACAUUGGUUUGGAUAAAGAGACUGGCUUGCUGCUUAUCCGAGAGAAAAUGGAUCGAGAGUCUCUUUGUGCCAAAACGACGCCGUGCGCUUUGCAUCUUCAACUGAUUUUGGAAAACCCGAUGGAAUUGUAUACUAUUACGGUUGAAAUCACGGAUAUAAACGAUAACCCCCCCACUUUUCAGAAAAAGCGAAUUCAAUUUGAAAUCAGCGAAUCUGCUGUAACGGGUGCGAGAUUCAUGCUGGAAAAAGCCGUGGAUGCGGAUGUGGGAGUAAAUGGUCUUCAAAGCUAUUCUCUUAAACCAACCGAUAAUUUUGCUCUUGAACUCCACACCCAAGCAAGCGGGGGUAAAAACGUCGAGAUGGUUUUGCAAAAACCACUUGAUAGAGAAAAGAAAGAGGUUAUUUCUUUGUUGCUUACAGCUAUUGAUGGCGGUGAUCCGCAAUUGUCUGGAACUGUUCAAAUACAUGUUACUGUACUAGACGCCAAUGAUAAUGCCCCCGUACACAGCAAAAUCACUGGUGUUAAAAUAACACCCACGGUGUCAAAUUUAACACCGGCAAAGUGUGUAUAUGUGUCCACACUACACUGUGUUAAUUUAGUCAAAAGUGUAGUGUUAAUUUAACAGCACCCAUUAUAU